Molecule: messenger RNA, 489 nt
Organism: Lichtheimia ornata
Lineage: Eukaryota; Fungi; Mucoromycota; Mucoromycetes; Mucorales; Lichtheimiaceae
Exons: 2
Coding region: 1-489 (162 amino acids)
Biological process (GO): purine nucleoside catabolic process
Molecular function (GO): guanosine deaminase activity
Source: RefSeq, a predicted model, not a curated record
AUGUCGACUCCAAGCCACGAUGAAAUGAUCAAGCAUUUGCGUAUCACCAUUGAUAUCGCAGCUCGCGGUAGAUCCAUGGGUCACCAUCCUUUCGGCUCCACUCUUGUUAGCCCCGAGGGUGAAAUUCUCUUGCAACAAUGCAACUUUGGCCCUGUCUUCCAUGCCGAGAGUGAAUUGGCUCGUGUUGCUGCUACCAACUUCAGCCCCGAGUACCUCUCAAAGUGUGUCUUGUACACUAGCGUUGAGCCUUGCGCUAUGUGCACUGGUACUUGCUAUUGGGCAAACAUAGGCACGCUCGCGUUUGGCCUUCCUGGUUCAAAGCUUGCCGAGUUGACUGAUGCCGCUGGUAGCAAGGAAAACCCCACCUUGAAGUUGACCACCCGCGAAAUUUUGGCUACCGGUUCUCGUGACAUCAAGGUCUUUGGUCCAUUCCCCGAAUUGGAAGAAGAGAUCGUCAAGGACCACAAGGGCUUCUGGGAGACCCACUAA